Messenger RNA from Brassica napus (rape), 1263 nucleotides. RefSeq names its product magnesium dechelatase SGR1, chloroplastic. The coding region runs from base 290 to 1147 and encodes 285 amino acids. The transcript has 4 exons. Lineage: Eukaryota; Viridiplantae; Streptophyta; Magnoliopsida; Brassicales; Brassicaceae. The record is from RefSeq and is a predicted model, not a curated record.
AACACCUUUUAAACAACACACAAGAAGAAGAACCAACCUAAUACGCAUCAUCAUAAAAUCCCUAAAUUCCCGGAAGAGAAAAGUAAAAAUUCAAAGGCUAAUAAAGCUUUCAAGCAAACGAAAAGCUCGACUAUUUGUUAAAAGUUACAAGCUUUCAGUGUCCGAACACGCUUAGAAGUCGCGUGAGAUUUGUGGUUCGAAGCCUCGCAAAAGGGGUCUGUCUCUCUGUUAUUUAGGGGUAUUAACUUCUUUCUAUCGCAAGUCUGAAAAAUUGAAGCAGAGAGUAGAGAUGUGUAGCUUGUCGGCGAGUCUGCUGUUACCGACAAAGCUGAAACCAGCUUAUUCCGACAACCGAAGUAACAGCAACAGCUCACUCUUUCUCGCCAAUAGAAGACGACCCAAGAGGAAGAACCAAUCAAUUGUUCCCGUAAGAAUUUUUUUUUUAUUUGUAAUUGUUUCGGUUUUGGAUUUGGUGCAGAUGGCAAGAUUGUUUGGACCGGCGAUUUUCGAAUCAUCCAAGUUGAAAGUAUUGUUUCUAGGAGUUGACGAGAAGAAGCAGCCAUUAACGCUUCCAAGAACUUACACGCUCACUCACAGUGACAUUACUGCUAAAUUAACUUUAGCUAUUUCGAAUUCCAUUAACAAUUCUCAGUUGCAAGGAUGGGCAAAUAGGUUAUACCGAGAUGAAGUGGUAGCAGAGUGGAAGAAAGUGAAAGGGAACAUGUCGCUUCACGUCCACUGUCACAUUAGCGGUGGCCAUUUCCUUUUAGAUCUAUUCGCAAAGUUUAGAUAUUACAUCUUCUGCAAAGAACUACCAGUGGUGUUGAAGGCUUUUGUGCAUGGAGAUGUGAACUUGUUGAACCACCAUCCUGAGUUGCAAGAAGCUCUUGUUUAUGUUUAUUUCCACUCCAACGUCAAUGAGUUUAACAGAGUCGAGUGUUGGGGUCCUCUUUGGGAAGCUACUUCUCCUGAUGGUCACAGAACUCAAACUCUCCCUGAGAAACAGUGCGUGGAUGAAUGCAGCUGUUGUUUCCCACCGGUUAGCUCGAUUCCGUGGUCUCAUAGUCUUAGCAACGAAGGUGUUGAUAGCUACUCUGGGACUCAGGGAGAGGGAAUGUCUACUCCUAGUCCAGAGAAACUCUAUUGAUUUUAACCAAUGUACACAACUUUGUUAAAAACCUUUUUGGUGGAUCUAAUAUAGGUUUUGGUUUGGUGUAACAUAUUAAUAUGGUAUAGGAAAAAUAAUGAAAUGGUUAUGUACUA